Fonticula alba is the source of this 1005-nucleotide messenger RNA. Its product is annotated as adenylate kinase. The transcript has 5 exons. Gene Ontology annotation, molecular function: ATP binding; AMP kinase activity. The record is from RefSeq and is a predicted model, not a curated record. NCBI's taxonomy places the organism in Eukaryota, Rotosphaerida, Fonticulaceae. The coding region runs from base 48 to 779 and encodes 243 amino acids. Gene Ontology annotation, cellular component: mitochondrion; cytoplasm. Gene Ontology annotation, biological process: ADP biosynthetic process.
CUUAACUCUUCCCCUCCCCCUCCCCCCCUCCCACUCCUUCCGCCACCAUGUCCGCCCCCGCCUCCACUCAGGAGGGCAUCCGCGCCAUUGUCAUCGGCCCGCCGGGCUCCGGCAAGGGCACUCAGUCUCCUCGCCUGGUGGACCGCUACUGCGUCUGCCACCUGGCCACCGGUGACAUGCUCCGUGCGGCCGUCUCUGCCGGCACCGAGGUCGGCCUCCAGGCCAAGGCGGUCAUGGACGCCGGCGGCCUUGUCUCCGACGACCUGGUUGUCCAGCUGAUUGCUGAGAACCUGGAUAGCCCCGAGUGCAGCGGUGGCUUUGUUCUUGAUGGCUUCCCUCGCACCGUUGUCCAGGCCCAGAAGCUCGACGCCCUGCUGGAGACCCGUAACCAGAAGCUCGAUCGCGUCGUCGAGUUCAAGAUCGACGACAGCCUGCUGGUUCGCCGUAUCACCGGUCGUCUGAUCCACAAGGCCAGUGGUCGUAGCUACCAUGUCGAGUUCGCCCCGCCCAAGGUCGAGGGCCUUGAUGACAUCACUGGCGAGCCCCUGAUGCACCGCUCGGACGACAAUGUUGAUUCGCUCAAGCAUCGCCUCGGCGAGUACCACAAGCAGACCGUUCCGGUCAUCGACUACUACCGCAGCCGUGGCCUGCAUGUUGGUCUGGAUGCCGCCCAGCCGGCCGGCACCGUCUGGGGCCGCGCCUCGUCCAUCUUCGACUCGGCCAAGUUCUUCAAGCUGUCCCAGGCUGCCUUCGGCGGUGCCGCUGCCCCGACCAACUAAUUGGUCCCGGCCGGUGUCCCGCUGCUUGCCCUUCCCCCGCGCCCCUCCCCUGCCCUUUGGGGGGGGGGGUGCGGGCAAAUGCCCUCCCCUGCCCUUGAUCUGGCCUUGGAGAAACUGCGACCGCGGGGGACUUCCCCUGUGCUGUUAUUCCCCUCACAUGCUCACAUAUGUUGCCUGUGUGUUUGUGUGCGCCCCGCUGCAACUCCUCCCAUUUCGUGCUGCUGCC